AUUAAUUUAAUUUUGCUGAUUUUAUUGUAGAUACUGCAAUGGGCUAUAAACUUAACGCACAAAAGAACUACAAUGAUGAAUACGUUAAAGCUGUGGACAGAGUCGCAUCCAUUGUACAGAUGCGAUUCACAAACGUGUGGAUCUCGUCAGAUUCCAUUUUUAAACUGACCACAGUAGGCAAAGAGCACGACCACUUAAUUCGGGUGAUCCAGAAAUUAGUCGACAAGGUAAUUUUUUCUGGAGCUUGUCGUGAUCGAGCGUGGCAAGAUACUCUCGGUGGAUUGCCAUUACCGCCGAGAGGUGACGAUCGUAUAAAAACCGACCGGUCUUCGGUCGGAUUUGAACUCGGGUCUCAGGCUCUGCACUAGACCAGCGCACUUGUCUCUGCGCCACGAUCGCCACGAGGCGAAAUAAUAAUUAUCUCAAGUUAAAUGAGUCCGGACAGAUAA
Molecule: messenger RNA, 449 nt
Organism: Temnothorax curvispinosus
Lineage: Eukaryota; Metazoa; Arthropoda; Insecta; Hymenoptera; Formicidae
Product: cytochrome P450 4C1-like
Exons: 2
Coding region: 39-368 (109 amino acids)
Source: RefSeq, a predicted model, not a curated record